This is a messenger RNA of Dovyalis caffra, 777 nucleotides long. Lineage: Eukaryota; Viridiplantae; Streptophyta; Magnoliopsida; Malpighiales; Salicaceae. The record is from the annotation of a GenBank genome assembly.
AUGGAGGCAGCGAUGGGGUUGAUGAGAAGAAUACAUCCAAAACAAUCAGAGACUGCUCUCUCCGCUCUCCUCUCCCUACUGCCUCACCAUUCCUCCGAUCUCCUCUCUCAAGUCGACCAGCCUCUCCAGGUUUUGUGCGACCUGGAGAGUGGAAAGGAGUACAUACUGUGCGAGUACAACAGAGAUGCUGACUCUUAUAGAUCACCUUGGUCAAAUAAGUAUUAUCCACUACUGGAAGAUGCGCUGUAUCCAUCUUCAGAGUUGAGGAAACUUGAAGUUGAAGCGAAUGAAGUCUUUGCCAUUUAUCGUGACCAGUACUAUGAAGGUGGCAUCUCGUCUGUUUAUAUGUGGGAAGAUGACAAUGAAGGUUUUGUAGCCUGCUUUUUGAUAAAAAAAGAUGGGUCAAAGACUGGGCAGGGAAGAAGAGGUCAUCUGCAAGAGGGAGCAUGGGAUGCCAUUCAUGUAAUUGAGGUGGGGCCAGAAGAGGAAAGCAUAGCCCAUUAUUGUUUAACCAGUACUAUUAUGCUGUCUUUGACUACAAACGAUGAGUCUUCUGGCACAUUUAGCCUCUCUGGAUCUAUUAGACGCCAGAUGAAUAUGGACCUCUCAGUUGCAGAUGGCCAUCUUUGUAACAUGGGGAGGAUGAUAGAAGAGAUGGAGGGUAAGCUCAGGAAUUCGCUGGAUCAGGUUUAUUUUGGGAAGACAAAAGAGAUGGUGUGCACUUUACGACCCCCAUCCGAAGUCGUGUUGAGACUGCCAUCAGCUGAUUUGGCAUGA